Molecule: messenger RNA, 5236 nt
Organism: Pogona vitticeps (central bearded dragon)
Lineage: Eukaryota; Metazoa; Chordata; Lepidosauria; Squamata; Agamidae
Gene: PAN3
Product: poly(A) specific ribonuclease subunit PAN3
Biological process (GO): mRNA processing; nuclear-transcribed mRNA poly(A) tail shortening; protein phosphorylation
Cellular component (GO): PAN complex; P-body
Molecular function (GO): poly(A) binding; metal ion binding; ATP binding
Source: RefSeq, a predicted model, not a curated record
AUGAAGCCAGAGAAGAAGCCCCCCGACUUGGUGGGAGGAGGCGGAGGCCACGCAGGAGCGGGCGGCGGAGGCGGGGGGCUGGACGGACCCCGGCUGGCCAUUCCAGGUAUAGAUGGAGGUGCCCUGGCUGAAGCUAGUCUUACAGAUUCCUACUUCAGCACAAGCUUCAUUGGAGUUAAUGGGUUUGGAAGUCCUGCCGAAACAAAGUAUCCUAUGAUGCAGCGGAUGACAAAUAGCAGCAGUUCCCCUAGCCUUCUCAAUGACAGUGCCAAGCCGUAUGCAGGCCAUGAUCCUCUUACUUCACCUGGUUCAUCCUUGUUUAACGAUUUUGCUGCCCUCAGCUUAUCUCAAAGGAGAAAACCAAGAAAGUAUCGACUGGGGAUGCUGGAGGAGAGGAUAGUUCCAGUGGGAUCAAAGGCACGAAAAUCAAAGAACACUAUUGGCUGCUUGGCUGACAGGUGUAAAACAGGAGUACCCAUCAAUAUGGUUUGGUGGAACAGAGUCACAGAAAACAAUUUACAGGCACCAAAUCCAACGGCAAGUGAGUUUAUUCCUAAAGGAGGCUCAACCUCCCGACUCAGUAAUAUGUCACAGUCAAAUAUGUCUGCCUUCUCCCAAGCCUUGUUCUCUCAUCCUUCCAUGGGAGGUCCUGCAAAUGCUGGGUUAGCACCAGGAAUGUCACUGUCAGCAGGAUCUUCUCCCCUUCAUUCCCCUAAAAUUACUCCUCACACGUCUCCUGCUCCUAGACGAAGAAGUCAUACACCAAACCCAGCAAAUUAUAUGGUGCCUACUAGUGCCUCUACACCAGUGACUAAUGCUGUCUCACAGCCCCCAGCUACUGGCCAGGUGAUUCAGAAGGAAACGGUGGGUGGCACAACCUAUUUCUAUACUGACACAACUCCAGCACCUCUAACUGGAAUGGUAUUCCCAAAUUACCACAUUUAUCCUCCUACUGCACCUCAUGUUGCUUACAUGCAGCCAAAAGCUAAUGCACCUUCCUUCUUUAUGGCAGAUGAACUCAGACAGGAGCUGAUUAACAGACACUUAAUUACAAUGGCUCAGAUAGAUCAAGCAGAUAUGCCUGCUGUUCCAACAGAAGUUGACAGCUACCACAGCCUUUUCCCUUUAGAACCACUGCCACCACCCAAUCGGAUACAGAAAACAAGCAACUUUGGGUACAUAACAUCAUGCUACAAAGCUGUAAAUAGCAAAGAUGAUCUGCCAUAUUGCCUUCGGAGGAUACAUGGUUUUCGUCUUGUUAACACAAAAUGCAUGGUGUUGGUUGACAUGUGGAAAAAAAUACAGCACUCAAAUAUCGUAACCUUGCGAGAAGUAUUCACCACUAAAGCAUUUGGGGAGCAUUCUCUUGUGUUUGCAUAUGACUUCCACGCUGGAGGAGAGACUAUGAUGAGCAGACAUUUCAACGAUCCUAGUGCUGAUGCCUAUUUCACAAAAAGGAAGUGGGGUCAGCAUGAUGGACCUCUGCCCCGGCAACAUGCAGGGUUGUUACCAGAAUCCCUGAUUUGGGCCUACAUAGUGCAGCUCAGCUCUGCACUGCGGACCAUUCAUACAGCAGGACUGGCCUGCAGAGUAAUGGACCCCACAAAGAUUCUGGUAACUGGCAAAACAAGGUUACGAGUGAACUGCGUUGGAGUCUUUGAUGUAUUAACAUUUGAUAACAGCCAAAACAAUCCCCUGGCCCUAAUGGCUCAAUAUCAGCAAGCAGACUUGAUCUCCCUUGGGAAGGUUGUGUUGGCUUUGGCUUGCAAUUCUUUGGCAGGAAUUCAGAGAGAGAAUUUGCAGAAAGCUAUGGAAUUGGUGACAAUCAACUAUUCCUCUGAUUUGAAGAAUCUUAUUUUGUAUUUACUGACUGACCAAAACAGGCUUCGAAGUGUAAAUGAUAUCAUGCCUAUGAUUGGUGCAAGAUUCUAUACUCAGUUGGAUGCUGCCCAGAUGAGGAAUGAUGUAAUAGAGGAAGACCUUGCAAAGGAGGUUCAGAAUGGAAGAUUAUUUCGGCUUCUUGCAAAAUUGGGAACAAUCAAUGAGAGGCCAGAAUUUCAGAAGGACCCAACGUGGUCAGAAACUGGAGACAGGUAUCUCCUAAAGCUCUUUAGGGAUCAUCUUUUCCAUCAGGUGACAGAAGCGGGUACUCCCUGGAUAGACCUCAGUCACAUUAUAUCUUGUCUUAACAAGCUAGAUGCUGGUGUGCCAGAAAAAAUAAGCCUCAUUUCCAGAGACGAGAAGAGUGUCCUUGUGGUGACGUAUAGCGACCUGAAGCGCUGCUUUGAAAAUACUUUCCAAGAACUGGUUGCAGCUGCAAAUGGCCAGUUGUAGUACUUGUUGAAAGCAUGCAGGACAUUGCUGAGGAGCGUAACCAAGAGCAAAUUGCACUACAGCUGAUUGUCGUCAUCUCAUUUCACAUUUCAGGAAACAAAACAGCGGGAAAUGUUGCACUUCAGUCAGGUACACUGUUACUUGAAGGGAAGAGUAAUUUUGCUUACCCUUGAGCUCUGGCUGCCAUUGGAGGCUUUAUCUGUGAAGAAUUUAUUUUAAAACAAGGAACACAUCAGGGGGAUGAUGUUCCUGCUUUUAUUUUUUUUUCCACUCGUAUAUGCACUAAUUUUUAUUUUUUAAAAGACUUCUUGAUCUCUGAAGUUUUGCCACAUUGGAUACUUAUUAAGGGAAUCUAUUUGCAAAGACAUUUCUGGGAUAUUCUUUUUUGUUUUUUGUUUGUUUCCUUUUUAUUAUUAUUAUUAUUAUUCACCACUGCAGAAUUUAUUCAUUUUUAUAUUAUUUGCACCCCAGAAAACAGAAAGGACCAGAUGAAUAAUUUCAUAAAAAUUGUGUUCUGUAAAUUACAGUGUAGCGUGUAACUUCUAUAAAACUGUGUCAUAUGCCACUCACUGUUAGGUUAAGAAAACAAACCAGAAGAUGUGUAUUUAAAAAUUGGGGUGGGGGUGGGGGUGGAAUCAAGUGUAAGAUAUAGAAAUGUCACAUGUAAAAUCCCCCUUUUAUUUGUUCAGAGCUUUGUUUAAACAAACUAGCAGCAUUUGAGAUCUAUAAUUUCAGGAGCAAAACCAAAUUGCUCUAAACAAAACCAGCGCCUUUUAAAUAAAGUACCUGUUUGUAUAUUUUCUUGCUAAUCAGAUGCAUUGACAUUUAUGCAAUUUUUAAUAGAAUUUUUAAAAACAAAUUGUGUUAUAGGCCUGAGGUUUCAGGAGUAUAUUCCUUUAAGUUACUUAUGGUAUCCUUUUUUUCUUUUUGUAUAAAGUUUUGUUCUUUGAACCACAGCUUUAUUAUGGUAAUUUACACUGGAUACAGAUACAGAGACACUGUUCAGAAGAUUAACUAUACACAGCAGUUGUCUGGCAUCAAGAGCUUUUGAAGUUUUAUAGCCUGAUUCUGGAGGAAUUGAUGGUCUGCUGUGCCUUUGCAGUUACUGCUUAGCCCAAAGUAAUGUUACUUUUGAUAAUAUCCAACAUGUGAAUAUUCCGUCAAGUCUGGACUUUCUCCCCGCAAGAAUCUUUCUGAACUGGACCCACACUUAUCUGCAAGCUUGGGUUUUCAAGGGAAUUUGUAGUACAACACAUUCACUUUGAUACUGAAGACUGCCAAAUAUGUAGGACUAUUUUUUUCUUUCUUAAAGCAGUAGUGAAGACUGUGUGUACCUACAUUCUUUUCCCAGCACUGAAUGUUUAAUAGCACUGGGUGCUCACCAUGAAGAAAAUAUGGAAAGUCUCUUCAAAAAGCGUCCGAACGGAAUGAAAGCACUUGCAACUGAUGUUAUCAGCACCAAUUUUAUUAAUUCUCAAUAUUUGUAAUUGCAGAUAAAUUUUUAAUAGUUUUCUCCAGUUUUAUAAGCUUUAAUGAUGACACUCCUACUUUUGAUUUGUCUCAAGAAAAGCAGUGCUCUUCUUAACAAAGGCUUUGAAAAGCUAGUGACUCCCUUGACACCUUUAAUGAGAAAUGCAGAGCCUGCAGUUGGUAGCAUCAGUUGACGAGCUUAAGUAAAUAAAAUAAAUUAUCAUUUAAUCUGGAAAACAGUUUUAAAUGGAGCGUAAUGUUUAAUAUUCAGACAAUAACAGUUGCCAUAAUAGUGUUCUUUUUAAUGCUAAGAGGAAAAGAGACUUUGCGAUACGAACAUGGCAAACCCGUCUUUUAUCAUUAGCUCAUGUAUUUGAGGAAGAGCAGCUGUCUUUUAUAUGUUUUUGAAAAAUCAUAUUGUAAUUCUUUUGUACAAAAAAAGUAGUAUUCUAGAAGAAAUAUUGAAUGCUUAAUUUAUAAGCGGGCUGAGGCUAUGGGUAUUUUCCCACCAUUGUUUUCUUUGAAAAUAAAAGGGGAUCAUCUCUUCAGUUGCGGGACUUAGGAACUUUGACAGAUUAUUUUGUGGACCAAUAUUUUGGGAAAGCAAAGGCAGGGCAAUGCAGGUCUUUGAUCUCAUCCUUGCUUAUACCAGCAAGAUCCACCUCUGAAAAGAGAAGUUGCAUUUUGCAAAUUUUGUCAAAUAUCGUAUCCAUUGCUUUAGCUUCCGUAAUCUCAGGACUUGGUUUAAAGUGUAUUUGGGGGGAAAAUGAGCAAAAAUCCAAUAAGUUUCCAUAAAUAAAUACCAUCCAGAAAAUAUUUGCUGUUGGGUAAUGCAUAGAACAAUGUGGAAUUUUGUUAUUUUAUUUGGUCCAUGAUUUGGAAGUUUCUGUUUUGGUGUUUUUUGGGGGGAGAUCCCUUCCAGUCUAACAUAAUUCCAUUUAGAAGGCUGUCCAGCAACUAGCAUGUUUCCAUUCAUAGGAAGAGUUCUGUAUGUAGUUCAUGAAACAGAGCAGUAAUAUUUUUUUAAAAAUCUCAAGGCUUCCUUUUAUUCCAUGUCAGGAAACAAUUCUAACCUUCCUGUCUUUACAGUUGAAAGCACAGAAAAGACAACCUUUUGAAAUCAUGUGAUGUUACACCGUUGAAAUUUCCUUACCUGUUUUAGGUUGCUUGCUCAGAUUUUUGUUGUUGCUACACUGUAAAUACUUUUGGGGUACAUGUUUUUGUUUUGUUUUGCUUUUUUUCAUUUUGCCCUUGUUACAGUAAAAUUUUAGAUAUGAACACCUUCCCCUAAAAAGCACCGGUAUGUUACAUUCUGGUAUCAUGAUCCCACAAUGUGUUACCUUUUAAUCCUGUUUUUCAUUGUUUUCAUGUGUACAGCAGUAUUUUUAAUAAAGAAUUCCAGAAAUAACAUAGACGUCUUUUGAAAUGUGAA